Molecule: messenger RNA, 2263 nt
Organism: Caenorhabditis sp. 36 PRJEB53466
Lineage: Eukaryota; Metazoa; Nematoda; Chromadorea; Rhabditida; Rhabditidae
Source: the annotation of a GenBank genome assembly
AUGGAGACUGAGGAGAACCAACCAUCAACCAGUGAUGAAAACGAGGGUAGGGACUACUACCUGGAAUAUGUCAACUCCAGAACUGACGAGGAGCUCCAAACAUACAUUGAUGCUCAGGUAACACUUUGUUUUUCACCAUCAUAGCGAAUUUGGCGUUUUUUAGUUGCUGGAAGUGAUCCUCGUGAUGGGAAAAAUUGAUGAGGCCAAACAAGAAAUGAAAGCGUUGCACACAAGGAUUGGAAAACGAAGCGUUCGUGAUAUGGACGCUACUCAGAGGGUAGGUUCAAAACGCAGCAUUCUUCAGUACCGUCUAUGAUCACAGGCUGAAUGCGACGCGCUCUACCGCUCACAUUGGCCUAUCUUCAAAGCUGCCCAAAUUGUGUUGGUUAGGUAAGUGUGAAGCAGUGAUAAGUUGAGCUAUUAAUAUGUUUUCAGAAUAACCUGUGUCAUGAAGCACUGCAGAAGCCGAGCCAUCGAUAAUGCGAAAUGCUUCGAAGGACUGAACGCUUUAGAAGUGCUGAAACUGCGGCACGGUUGUCUACCUGUCGUUGAUCUGGAUGAUGAUGGUCUCGCAGGAUAUGGAGUCGGAGCAAUCCCAUGGCCAGAGAACAAGAGAUUGGAAAAGAAAGAGGAAGUAGUCGCCUUUGUGGAAGCAACCAAAACCUGGAUCGUAGCCGAGGUAUGUUGACUGACUCGAAUUUAGUUAGAAUCUAAUUUAAGUGAAUUUCAUCCUACUGACUUAUUCGUACACACUGUUGAAAACAAGUAGUGUAAGAUUUAUGUGAUCUGUUAUCGCAUUACCUAAUUUUGUUAGGCUGGGACACAACAAUAUCUCAAGAUUAAACGCCUGUUUUUUGUUUUAGCUAGCAAUCUUUUUUGCUGACUUGUGAACAAUCCUCGAAAUUGCUACAUUUCAGUGUGUUGGCUCGAUUUCGAAUCAUCGCUAUGAAUGCAUCGACAUUGAUGACCAGGAAAAAAAGGUGUUCACAGUUGCCCGGAAGCAAGUGAUUCCGCUUCCAAAGUUCACUGUGAACUAUCGCAAGUACCCGCAUGUGGCGCUGCCUCGGAAUGCCCGAGUGUUGGCUCUGUUCCCCGGAACCACAUGUUUCUAUGAAGGUAAAUGGUUGAUUGAUAUAAUGUAGUUUUAUUGCGAUUUCAGGAAAAGUGUUUGCUCCGCCAGAGACUGCAUCGGGCCACUACCAAAUACGCUUCUAUGAUUCAUCCAGGACGACCAAGUACUCGGAGCCACAGGCAGUAUCUGAUCGUUACGUCAUUGCGUGGAAAAAGGAUCCAGUUAUGUAUGUGAGACCGGAAAAGCGUACUCAAGCUGAAUCGAAGGCAACUGGUGAAGUUAAAGAGGAGAGUGCAAAGCAGGUUGAUGAGAAACAGAAGAAGAAGAAGAAGGCCCGCAAACCAAAAGAAGAGGAAGAUUUAAAGUGAGUAACAGUCAGCACAGGGUACAUUAACAAUAAAAUGUUCCAGAGACGUUCCGGGCCCAGCACCAAAAGCUCUAGUGUCGUAUUACGAGUCGCCUGAUGAGGACGAAUUAUCGUUAAAGAAAGGCAGGAAAAAGAGGACUGCGGACAUUAAGCGAAAGACGAUCAAGAUGAAGAAGCCGAAAGUUCGUCGUGCUCGAGUUCCGGAACAUAAGAAGAAGCGCUCAACCAGAAUGUUCGGAAAAAGACGGCCGAAGAAGAAGACGUUGACAACGGAGAAAGUCGCUGUGGUAGGAGCGGAUGGGGAAACUUCAAAGAAUGAUGAGGAGGAGGCUGAUGAAGUGGAAGAAAAUGUAGACGGCUCUUUGGGGCAGGGCCAAGGUUCCGCCGUUCAGUCCCCAAGAGCAACAGAUCAGCAGGAUGUGGGUGAAGAAGAUAGCGAUGCUAUAGAGCAUGAAGACGAGGAGGACAGUGACCAGAGUGAGGAGGACGAGGAGCAGGAAGAAAAGGAUAACGAGGAAGACACUGUUGAAGCCGAUGAAAAGAGUGGCGAUGAACAGGAAGACGAGGAGGAAGAAGAGGAUGAAAAAACAAAAAAGGAUACUAGUGAUGAGAGCGAUGACGACGAUAAGGAUGUGCCAAGUACCUCCGCGCUCAGACCAUCGUCAGUCUGGAAACACCUUGAAGAGGACACUACCUCACCGUCGGCUGAGUCUUCGUCGUCUUCUUCUUCUUCUGAAUCAAACUCAGACGAUGAGCCAGACAGAGGCGACAGCAAGCGCAAAUCUGUCGCUGACUUUGGAUUCGAGGAGGAAGCUGAUGACUAA